UUUACACAUGAAGCGGGUCGUAAAAAGUCUAGCUGCGGAAUGUCACACGUUGACUUCGAAUCCUGAAAGUGGUUUCUGUGAUGUAAAUGUUUCAAGCCCAAGUCUAGAGAACUAAACAUCGACAAUAGAUGAACAGUCGUUAAGUAGCAUCAUGUCUCAUUUGGCCAAUAUUGAGAAUUGUGGUGCAUUUUCCAAUGGUGUUGAUAUCCUGAGCAUGCCGUCGCCAUGUAUGCAGUCCACGCCAACAACAAAUCCUGUUUGCAAAGAUGCUCUAAGUUCAUCCCAAGUUAGCACUCCAUCACCCAAGAUGAAAAAAACACCAAAGAUGGAAAAGUCGAAGGCAGCCGGGCUGCCGACUGAUAUGGGUUUUCCUGAGCGCUUUUCGAUGAAAGUGGAAAGGGCAAUUGAAGAAGGGAAUAUAUUGCCUGUGAGGAGACAACUGAUUGCUGAUAUAGCUCAAUUUUACCAAGGAUUGUCAAAUUCUCCCCAACAAGGAGACUACAAAAGAAUUGCAUUGAAGACCUGUGAGAAGUUUCCCCAGCUAAAAGAUUCAACUGGAACAAAUUUUUGGGCAUCUGUUCAGAGACAGUUGAGCCAGUACUUUAGAAAUCAGCGAAGGUAUUCAAAAGUGAGACUGUCCACUGAUAGUAAGAAUGGAUGCCCGGCUUCAAAAUUGGCAAAGAUUAGUGACUCGAAAGUUGAUGAUGCAGUCACACAACAAAGAAAUUUAGAGCUGCUUAAAGACUACCAAGUUGGGUCGAUAUCGGGAAAGACAUUUGUCACACUGGUGGAAGACACGUAUCAGGCACGAAGGAAGUUUAUAACUUCAUAGGCCUCUUCCAGUGCAGAGAUUCUGGAGAAAUGCCCUUAUCUUGGAAAAGCAGAGAAUGUUAGAAAGGAGAUGAAACGGGUCAUGCAGGGAUUCUCCUACCCUGAAACUCUAAAGAAUUUCGAAGCUGCAUUAAAGCAAGUUAUAGGAGAUGACAACAAGAUGACAAAACUUGAUAAUGGGGAAGUAUACAACGCUGUUGUAGCGAUUGAGAAGAAAACAAUGCGAAAAGGCCAAUCAGCCAUAAAGUUGAAAGAUCGGUCAUGUAAGCCUGACCAGCUUUUUAAAGACAAAAUGGUGGAUUUCAAGCUUGUGUUGGUUGGGUCUCCAGAUGAUAUACUGCAAGCCUUCAUUGCUGGUGAGAAUCAAUGCUUCAUGGAAACCUCAAAUAAUCUUCUGGAGGCCUUAGUGGACCUUAUUUGUACUUACUAUGUUUUUGAUGUGAGUUACCCUGAUAAUCUCUCAGGCAUUCUUUUUUUAAUUCAAGAUUUUGGUCUUAGGGCAAAGGACAAUGCCAAAAGGUCCAUAAAGUACUCUACUUUAGCAUCAGAACUAUUAAACGCGGGUUGUCUAAUUACCCACAU
Molecule: messenger RNA, 1413 nt
Organism: Dendronephthya gigantea
Lineage: Eukaryota; Metazoa; Cnidaria; Anthozoa; Malacalcyonacea; Nephtheidae
Exons: 5
Coding region: 152-832 (226 amino acids)
Source: RefSeq, a predicted model, not a curated record